CAAAAAGCCGAAGUUCCCGAAAACGCAGAUGUGCAAAAGUACACAGAACAGAAUCUAAGAAAAGGAAAGGAGGUUGAUGAGACAAAGCAUUUCCCUCACCUGCAAUGGGUCUGUAUGUAGCCGUGUAACCUCCCACUCACAAUAGCUUUUUGUAGGGACUGGAAGAACCUGUUCUGUCCCAACUACAUUCUGUCCCUGUUUGUUGCAGUUCUCUGGCUGGUCUGAAGUCCUUGAAAGUUCGUUGUCACAGUGGCAACUUCCGCCUGCUUGGGGAUAUUUAUAUAUGGGAGCAGCACACCAUCGCAGGCGUGUGGGGACUGGGGUGUCGGCUUACAUGGUCGCUUCAGCCAUAUAAGGACAAUCACUUCAGUCUGUGAAGAGCUUUAUCACUUACCAGCUGAAUCAGGCCAUAGCAGUUUUUCUUUUUAAAAAAUAUACUUUCAGUAUUAUAUUUAUUAAAAACUGUAGACAUUAUGAAAAAAGUCAGUAUUUGGAAUUGUAUACUGCUUGGCUAACUUAACACUAAAUAUAGACCAACAGUUUUAUUGCCAGGAUUUAUGGAUCUCAUAGGAGCACCCGUACACUGAAGCAAGGCAGAGACAACUACAGAAUUUGUAGAAAGCUUUGUCGUAGUUGCUCCUGAAUAAUUAGCUUUUUUUUUUUUUUUCCUAUCCCCCCUGGUAACCUAGCAGUCAAAGCUCACAUUUUUGGACAAUGAAUCACUCUUCCUGGGACUCAAGCUCUCGUGGCAUUCACGAAGAUGGAAAGCUCUAUGUUGUUGAUUCCAUAAAUGACUUAAACAGACUCACCCUCUGUCCUGCAGGAUCACAGCAUCUGUUUCCUCUAGAGGAGAAAAUCCCAAACCUUGGUACAAACGCAGGAAAUGGAAGCCGGAGUCUGUUUUUUGUGGGGCUGCUAAUUGUGCUGAUUGUCAGCCUGGCACUGGUUUCCUUCGUGAUAUUUCUAAUAAUUCAAACUGGAAACAAGAUGGAUGAUGUGUCAAGAAGACUGACAGCUGAAGGAAAGGACAUAGAUGAUCUUAAGAAAAUCAACAAUAUGAUCGUCAAGCGACUCAACCAGCUGGACUCUGAAUAAAACUGAGGAGCUGAUUUUCCAAGAGCUACGGCUAACACCAGGAGAUUUUCACUUUACUGGGAGUGUACAGAAUUAGGAAUUGAGGAAGUGGAUUUCUGCAGAUGAUCUGAUCAGCGAACCCGACCCUAGGGCCCAAUUUCUGCAGCAGGGAUGGGGGUAAUUCCAAGGCAAACGGAUUUGAGAAUAGCAGCUGGAAGGGGAGACCUUGUCUCAGCCUCAUUUCACUGUGGGGUGCUUCAGCUUUAGUGGGACUGAGAGUGACUAUCAGAAGGAGAAUCAACAGAAAGCAAGAUAAUUCAUAUACAUAUGCCGGGUUUUCAAAAAGCCCAUGAAAAUGCAAAUUAUGAAAAAAUAUGCAUGGAUCUUUUUGGGGCACUAAAAUAAACUCAUACUUUAAUUCCAUUUCCCCACAAUCUUUUUGAAGUCUCCCUGUACAAAUUCUGUUACAAAAAGAGCUUUGUCAUUAGAACAAGUUCAAUGUGCCCAUGAAGUUCAGGAUGUUUUAUGUACCUUUACACUUUCCUAUGAAAGUCUAACUAACGAGUUCAUUGAACUUCAUGUUAAAGGGAACCGGCUCUUUUUUAAUCAAAGAGAUUCUGCUCAGAUGACUAGACUUUGACUCUAUUUCCCCAUGGCAAUGGGAUGGGCUUCAGAUCUAGCUGCUGUCCAGGUUUUGUUGGUAAAGCCAUGAGUAAUAAUUAUGCAUAUGAUGGGAAUAGGGGUCCGAAGAGAAAACCUAAUUAAGUAACUCAGCUAAUGCUAAGCUUCUACUCUAAAAAUCACCCUCUUCUAGAGGAGCUUAUAGUGGAGUGCAGAACAAAGGAGAUUAUAUAUAAUUAUAUGAGAUUUGUUUACUUUGUUUCUCAGAAACAAAACAAAACAAAAUACCCUUCUGUACCCUGUUGAUUAAUUUGGAAGAAACCUGGUAGAUUUGUGGCCUUUGCUAAAGUGUCUGUGUAUUUGGCAUCUGCCCUGGUUUAGCACAACAAGUAAGGCACACAGUAAAUGAUUUAAGAUGCAAUAUGAAAUAAAUAAGUUUAACAAGCACAGGAGUCUUAGAACAUUUUUUAAUUUGCAUAAAUUGUGCAAGUCAAUUUAAGAACGUAUUAUGAUUCGUUAUUUUGAGUUUCAAAAACAUUUGGGUUUACCCAAAAAUUAAACACAUAUAUCCACAUAUUUGAUAAUAAUAAAUAGUUAAUGAAACGAACACAAGACUUGUACUUACCUAUGCUUGCCUAAAACAAUAGUUGCACUGAAUUUUAAAAAAAUAUUUUAUUUAUUAUUAUUAUUUUA
Messenger RNA from Tupaia belangeri chinensis (Chinese tree shrew), 2388 nucleotides. It is a transcript of the gene LSMEM1, whose product is annotated as leucine rich single-pass membrane protein 1. Bases 715 to 1095 code for a protein of 126 amino acids. The record is from RefSeq and is a predicted model, not a curated record. NCBI's taxonomy places the organism in Eukaryota, Metazoa, Chordata, Mammalia, Scandentia, Tupaiidae. The transcript has 4 exons.